This is a messenger RNA of Salvelinus namaycush (lake trout), 2802 nucleotides long. Its product is annotated as carboxypeptidase N subunit 2. The transcript is spliced from 2 exons. Bases 101 to 2665 code for a protein of 854 amino acids. Gene Ontology annotation, molecular function: protein binding. NCBI's taxonomy places the organism in Eukaryota, Metazoa, Chordata, Actinopteri, Salmoniformes, Salmonidae. The record is from RefSeq and is a predicted model, not a curated record.
UUAACAGGAGUAAACUGUGUUUGCCUGACUCUCUCUAUAACUGUCUUACUCGCCUCUGUCCAUUAUAAGCCUCAAGACGAGAGGAAAUCAUCAGGAAAAAAUGACUAGAGGACACACCUUCAUCUGUCUUCUGCCUUUACUGAUUGGGUAUUCAUCUCAGUCCUGUGAGAAGGAGACCGACUGCCCCAAAGACAACCAGGAUGUUUACGGCAAGGAAGUGACACAGAUCCCAGUAAGUCUGAAAGCAGGUGUCACAGAGGUCUUCUUUGUGGAAAGUAACAUCAGUGUCAUCCCAAAGGGGGCCUUCGCCACCAACCCGAGUCUGGAAAAGGUAGAGUUCAUCACCACCCCCACCGUGUCCAUAGAGAACGGUGCUUUCGAGGGAUUGGUCGACCUCAAGCAUAUUGAGAUCUCCAGUACCCCACUAACAUCCUUGUCUGUAGACGUCUUCCAAGACCUGCACAACCUGGAAAAACUUCUGCUGAAACUCAACAAGAUCCAUAGUCUGGAGAAAGGAUUGUUUGAUGGCCUUAAGAAACUGAGAGAACUCCAAUUACACAUAAACAAGAUUGACACCAUCGAGGAGGGGACAUUUGAUGACCUAGAAAACCUUCGGACCCUCCAUCUGGCCAAAAACCACCUCAGUUCUGUGUCCUCCGCCCUGUUCUCAAAGCUGCACAAACUGGAGGUACUGAGGCUCUAUGAGAACCAACUUACCGCCAUUCCUGACGAUAUAUUAGAAAAUCUUUCCAAUUUAAAGGAGAUCGCUCUACAGGGUAACAAAAUCACUUCAAUAUCAGCCAAUUUGUUCCCACAUAAAGACAAAUUAAACAAGAUACUUUUGGACAAUAACAUGUUGACUGAAUUGCCUCCAGAAAUAUUUGUGGGCUUUCCUCUGCUUAAAACAUUGACACUAAAUGGAAAUAAACUUGCAAGUCUACCCCCUGUCCUCUUUGGAGAGAUGCCCAAACUGACUGAGUUGAGUCUCAGUCGAAACAUGAUUACCAGCCUUCCUCAGGGAGUAUUUAGUCCUCUAAAGAAACUCAGGAAGUUGGAUCUGUCUAACAACCAAUUGUUCACCGUGUCUGAAGAGUCUUUUGAGGGCCUUGAGAAGCUAACAGAACUCAAUCUUCAAUACAACCACAUCAAAUCAUUGAAAGCAAACACCUUUGAAAAGCUGACAUCACUAACCACCCUUAGACUGGCUCAUAAUAGCCUGUGGAGACUUCCAGAGGAUAUAUUUGACCCCUUACCAAAACUCAGCAAAGUCUAUUUAAACAACAACACUUGGGAUUGUGACUGCAGGAUGGUCCCCCUCUUCAAUUGGAUGAAGGCAAACCCUGGCAAGAUCAAGUCUAUGUCUCCUGAGAUCUGUAACCAGCCGGAGGAGUUAAAGGGACAAGAAAUCAUGUCUCUCAAAGAGGACCAGCUCAUAUGUCCUAUAACUCCUCUGACCACCAUCCCUUCACUCACCACAACCACCACCACCACCACAACCCAAACAAACACACCACUUGUAACCACCAUGCCCACUACUAGAGUUACAACUACAUUGACAACCCCUCAGCCACCUACAACCACUCAGCCAACUACUCUACCCACUACGACACCAACAACCACAGAACCUACGACUACUCAGCCACCUACAACUACUCUGCCAACUACAACAACUUUGCCAACCACAAUGGCCACCACAACUGAAGCCACCACCCCAACUACAACCACCAUUGUGACCACCUCACUAAUAACCACAACUCUGAUACCCACCACGAAAGGGACAACCACAGCACUGACUACAACCACAUUACCCACAUCUGCAAAAAUCACCACUUUAGCCCCUUCAACAACCACCACUUUAGCCCCUACCACAACCACCACCUUGGCCCCCACCACAACCACAGCUCCUACAACAACCACCACCUUCGCUCCUACUACAACCACAGCUCCUACCACAACCACCACUUUAGCCCCUACCACAACCACCACUUUAGCCCCUACCACAACCACCACCUUGGCCCCCACCACAACCACAGCUCCUACAACAACCACCACCUUCGCUCCUACUACAACCACAGCUCCUACCACAACUACCACUUUAGCCCCUUCCACAACCACAGCACCUACCACAACCACCACCUUAGCCCCUAACACAACCACAGUUCCUACCACAACCACCACCUUAGCCCCUAACACAACCACAGCUCCUACCACAACCACAACCACCUUAGCCACAACCACAACCACUGUCACAACCUCAAUACCCACCACCACACUUUUUACCACUUUCCCAACAACCACCAUCACAAGAACCACCCGGAGAACCACCAUCACAAGAACCACCUGGAGAGACUCAACACAGCCACUGACCACGUCAAGGAUCUUCAGCUGUCCCAACAUAGCACCUUCUCGUCACCCGUCCCCCUCCUACUACACCCGUCAGGCCUGGAGCAAGACCUCGCAGUGCAGGGCCCAGAUGAUAUCCUACACAGCCAUGCUGGUGGUGGAGAUAGGCUGCACCCUGGUGCUGGCUAAGUUCACCCUGUCUCUGUACAGCUUGCUCCAGUGCAGGGAGAGGCUGUACACCCGGGUCAACCUGACUCACUUUUCCUACAGAAAGGAGGUCACGCUGAGGCCAGUCAAGGUGACAGAGACUGUGGGUCUGUGAUCAGGGGGGGGGGGGGGGGCACAUGAUUGUGCAAAUCACAAGGCCCUAGUGAUGCGGUAAGGCAGAAGAAAAUAGGGAAUGUUUGUCAUCUUUUCUGAAAAAUAAAUAAACACAAACAUAUGAAUCAUUCAAACAUA